Molecule: messenger RNA, 1448 nt
Organism: Rubroshorea leprosula
Lineage: Eukaryota; Viridiplantae; Streptophyta; Magnoliopsida; Malvales; Dipterocarpaceae
Source: the annotation of a GenBank genome assembly
CUCAUUUGAAUCGACUUCAAAAACUUCUUCUUUAGUUCUUGAUAAGGACUUCAAAUCCGAAAAUCUCUUCUUGUGUUGUUGUGAUCUAUCUAAACUUUGAGUGGAUUUAGAGAUAACUCAAAAGAAUUUUGGAGUUUUGGGACAGUGGCUGGUGGCAAAGAAAGAGUUGGCAAGAAUCAUGAAAAUUGAGGGCUAGGGAAAACAUCAUUUUUUGAUUGUCAUUGUGAAUUUCUAUCUCUUACACAUCCAUUUCGUAGAGAUAAAUUUUUUUUUUUACGUAAACAAAAUUGAAACAAGCUUGCCCCUGCCCCAUGACUAGAUGGUCAUUUAAUGGAGGAGCAGGUUAACGAGCUACCAGACAUUAUCUUUGGCUAAUCACUUUGUAAACAAUCAAUCCCAAGGUUUGGUGUUUUCCAUAAUUGGGUGAAACGUAGUAUAUUCUGGGAACUACCAUAUUGGAAGAAUUUAUUGAUUCAUCAUAAUCUUGAUAUCAUGCAUUGUGAAAAGAAUUUUUUUGAUAGCAUUAAAAAUACUAUUAUGGAUGACAAGGGUUGUACGAAGGAUAACCCAAAUGCUAGAAUGGAUUUGCAUCUAUAUUACAAUAGACCUAAAUUGGAAUUGAUCCCUCAAUAUGAUGGAACAAUUUUAAAACCCAAUGCUACAUAUGUUCUUACUUGAGAACAAUGAGCUAUUGUUUGUCAGUGGCUAAAGGAUUUGAGAUUCCCAUAUGGGUAUGCAUCCAACAUAGCACGCUGUGUGAAAAGGCAUGACUUUCGAUUGUUUGGAAUGAAAAGCCAUGACUGUCACGUAUUCAUGCAAUGUCUCUCACUAGUUGCUUUUCAUGAUCUCUUUAUAGAUGCAGUUUGGGGUUUUUUAACUGAUGUUAGCAGCUUUAUUAGAGCUUUAUAUGCUCCAAUUAUUCAAGUUAGUAACAUGGAGAUGUGGGAGGAAAAAAUUGUGGAGACCAUUUGCAAGUUAGAGAAAGUAUUUCCUCCAGCAUUCUUUGAUUCGAUGAAGCAUUUGGCAAUCCAUCUACCAUAUGAGGCAAAAGUUGGAGGACCUGUCCAAUUCUAUUGGAUGUACCCUUUUGAGAGAAAUCGAGGUCAGCCUCUGAGGGGAGAAAUGCGUGGGCGAGCAUUGUCACCAAGGGAAUUAAAGGCAGCAGAAUUUUAUGUUUUGCUUAAUUGUGAGGAAGUAAACCAUGGAUUGCGUAUGUUUUGCUCUAACUUUCCUUUAUUUAGGUUAAUUAAAUUCAUAGAUUGUUUACUCUCACUUCUUAAUGUAGGCUCUUCGAUUCUCAAAUGUGUUGUGGACGAUCAUCAAACCAAAUUGAAAUGAAACAACAACUUGAGUUUAUUCUUUAGUUUAAAACAAUGGUGAGUCAAUCAUCAUAGUAAUUUUUAUUAUUAAGAUUUCAAUUUUAAUUUUAAUAAAAAUACAAUAUUCAA